GGACCUGACCGAGGAAGACGAGUUCCUGAUCCUCGCCAAUCGUCCUGUGUGGGAUGCCAUCACUCCGCAGAUUGCCGUCGACAUUGCACGCAAGCAUCCGGCGCGAUCCCACGUAUGGCUGCUGCCAGAGUGCGCGAUCACGUGGCCGCCUAUGGCGUCACCGCCAGCCUGAUGGUCAUGGUGAUCGGCUUUGCUCCCAUGUUCUCCAAGCAGACAGCGCGGCCAGCGCGCGGCUUCAGCGUCCGCGACAGCAUCCACCCGGGCGUCUCGGGCGACCAUCGGUCCAAGUACGCUCUGACGCGCCGCAUGUCCCGCAGCCCCUCGACGCUGAUGGGUGCACUGGGCCCGCGCUCCAGCGUCUCGCAGAUCAUCGGCCCCGACGGCAAACCCCUGCCAGCACUCUACCAUGGCACUGGUGCAUUAAUGUCGCCACCGAUGGCUGCCUAUGAAAUGCCCGACGAUGUCGACGAUUUCCUGUCACUGUCAGCGCCACGCACCCGGCGGCAGCGUGACCGUGAGACGAAUGCACGGCCCGGCGACUCGACCCUGGCCAGGCUCGAGCGCGAGGUGCCGCCGCCCGUGGGCGAGGUUGUGCUGGUGUUCACGGAUGUCAAGAACUCGACCAUCCAGUGGGAGACCAACGAGGUCGCCAUGCGCAGCGCCAUUAAGGUCCACAACAUCAUCAUGCGUCGCAUGCUGCGGUCGAUUGGCGGCUACGAGGUCAAGACCGAGGGCGACGCCUUCAUGGUCAGCUUCCCCACGGUUGCCAGCGCAUUGCACUGGUGCCUGGCCGUCCAGCUCACAUUCCUCUCCGCCGACUGGCCGCAGGAGAUCCUUGACUCGCCCCACGGCUGCCCGAUCUACUGGCCCGACGACGCCAGCGAAUCGGACCGCCAGCUCGUCUACCGCGGCCUGCGCGUGCGCAUGGGUGUGCACUUUGGCAGCCCCGUGUCUGAGGAGGAUCCGGUCACCCGCCGCAUGGACUACUUUGGGCCCAUGGUCAAUCGAGCAUCGCGUGUUAGCGGUGCUGCUGACGGCGGCCAGAUCUACAUUUCACGCGACGUCAUGGACGAGGUCUACGCAAUCAUGGACAUUUUCGAGGCUGCCGACCAGAGCGCCAUCACCGACAUGCGCCAGCUCAUCGACGAGCCGGCGCUAGGCCCGCGAUGUCCAGGCGCUGAAAACCCUGGGACUCUGCGCUUUGCAGGUGGGUGAAAUCAAGCUCAAGGGCCUCGAAUCCCCCGAGCUCGUCUCGCUCAUCUAUCCAGCCGCCCUGCGCGGCCGCAUCGACAUGCAGGUGCGCGAGGAGCAGCGCCAGCUGGCUGCCAAGAAGACCAAGCAGAACGGCACCAGUUUGCCGCAGUCUCUG
Linderina pennispora is the source of this 1369-nucleotide messenger RNA. Its product is annotated as adenylyl cyclase. The coding region runs from base 115 to 1215 and encodes 366 amino acids. NCBI's taxonomy places the organism in Eukaryota, Fungi, Kickxellomycota, Kickxellomycetes, Kickxellales, Kickxellaceae. Gene Ontology annotation, biological process: cyclic nucleotide biosynthetic process; intracellular signal transduction. The record is from RefSeq and is a predicted model, not a curated record. The transcript has a single exon.